Anoplopoma fimbria (sablefish) is the source of this 4377-nucleotide messenger RNA. It is a transcript of the gene slc17a5, whose product is annotated as solute carrier family 17 member 5. Gene Ontology annotation, biological process: transmembrane transport; monoatomic anion transport. Bases 89 to 1564 code for a protein of 491 amino acids. Lineage: Eukaryota; Metazoa; Chordata; Actinopteri; Perciformes; Anoplopomatidae. The transcript is spliced from 11 exons. The record is from RefSeq and is a predicted model, not a curated record. Gene Ontology annotation, molecular function: transmembrane transporter activity.
GGUCGCCGUGACGCGUCUCAGCUGACAGAGGUUCGCUUCCGGGUUCGCUCGUGUUGUUGUUGCGUCCGCUCUGGGACUCGGGCCGACGAUGGAGCGCUACGGGUCGGACACGGAGGGGGACGACACGCCGCUGCUUCACCGGGGAACCGAGGACAGAGUCCAGAGAGCCCCAGUAUGCUGUUCAUCACGCUACGGCCUGGCGCUGCUCUCCUCUUUUGGCUUCUUUGUGGUCUACUCUUUGCGGGUGAACCUCAGCGUCGCCAUGGUGGACAUGCUCAACAACACCCAUCAGUCCGACACCAACCACAGCAGCUCAGUUUGUCCUGCUCACGCCAACCCUACACGGCCCAAACACAACCACACGGCCAGCGUGUACGACUGGGACUCUGCGACGCAGGGCUGGAUCCUGGGCUCCUUCUUCUACGGAUACAUCCUGACACAGAUCCCCGGAGGAUACCUGGCCGGCCGCUACGGACCCAAGUGGCUGAUGGGCUUUGGAAUCCUGGGAACUGUAGUUUUUACGCUGCUCACCCCGGUGGCUGCCGACCUGGGUGCGAGCUACCUCAUCGCUGUGAGGGUGCUGGAGGGGAUCGGAGAGGGAGUGACGUUUCCUGCCAUGUACACCAUGUGGGCAGCGUGGGCUCCACCGCUGGAGAGGAGCCGCCUGCUCACUAUUUCCUACAUCGGAGCCCAGCUGGGGACGGUGAUCUCUCUUCCUCUGUCGGGUGAAAUCUGCUUCUACCUGGACUGGACCUACGUCUUCUAUGUAUUUGGUGCUGUCGGUGUGGUGUGGUUCGUCUUGUGGGCCUUCCUCGUCUUUGACAGUCCGAACACUCACCCACGGAUUUCAGAGCGGGAGAGAGUCUACAUCACCAGCUCUCUCAAGAACGAGCUGUCCACCUCAGCGGGUCACAUCCCGUGGCGAGCCAUAGUGACGUCCGUACCGCUGUGGGCCAUCGUCGUGGCUCACUUCUCCUACAACUGGACCUUCUACACCCUCCUCACCCUGCUGCCCACCUACAUGAACGACGUUCUGGGAUUCAGCAUCCAGCAGAACGGUUUUCUGUCGGCUCUUCCUUACGUCGGCUGCGCUGUGUUGGCUGUUCUGAGCGGCCAGCUGGCCGAUUACCUGAGAGAAACCUGCCUCUACCGCACCGUCACCGUCAGGAAGGCCUUCUCCCUCGUCGGUAUGAUCGGGCCGGCGGUGUUCAUUGUGGCGGCGGGAUAUACGGGCUGUAACUACACCUUGGCUGUGACCUUCCUCACCAUCUCCUCGGCUCUGGGCGGAGUGUCGGCCUCCGGAUUCAACAUCAACCACCUUGACAUUGCUCCUUCGUACGCUGGUAUCCUCCUGGGAAUCACCAACACCUUUGCCACCAUCCCCGGCAUGGUGGGACCGGUCAUAGCCAGAGCGCUCACCAAACAGAACACCAUAGAGGAGUGGCAGAGCGUUUUCUACAUCGCCGCUGGCAUCAACGUGUUCGGAGCGGUGUUCUACGCGCUGUUCGGAAGAGGAACCGUGCAGCCGUGGGCCGUCCACGCGUCCUACUCCCACCAAAACUGAGGCAGAGGACGACUCGUCUGUUUGAUGAUUCACAUUUGACAGACGGUUUUAUUCAACGGGUAAUCAGGGAGAGAUGUGUUCCAGCUGUGCUGAUAAUUCUCAAAGCGCUGCUAGCGGCUAACAGUGAGUAACAGUCAUAAAACCCUCGAGGGUGCUCCUGAAAUGGACGUAGCAAAUUUAAGCAAAGUGAUUAUUUCUCAGAGGCAAAAAUAAUAAUUGAACAGAGCAAAAAACCACAGAAGAGUCAGAGGAAGUUUGUUAUUAUGAAGCCGAGCACUCUUCUGAAAAAAAGGGAAUGUAGUUAGUUUGAAAGCUGCAGGUUAUUAAAAACCUUAUUGAUCGUAGAGCAUGAACACCACGUUAAAUAAGCUAUGAAAGACAAAUGUACAAAGUUUAGUUCCUUUGUGGUGUUCAGGUCUGACAGUUAGCAGAGAUGGGUGAAUGAUACUGACGUUUGUUUCACUCCUGUGAAGCUCAAUGUUUCGAUAUUUUGAGUUAGAAACGCUUGAAGAACACCAUGUGACUGAUGACGUCCAGAGCUUCAGGAAGAACGUCAUUCAGUUCGCUUAGUUAACUGUGAAACAUGGUGAAACAAGUAGAAGACUCCGCUAGAGGGCAUGUCAGACCCUGCUGCAGUUAAAUGAGGAGUCUGAAGGGAGUCUGGUGCUCAGAAAACACUACGACUUUCAUCCACAGGGACCGUAAAAUCACAAACACAAAGUUCUUUGUAGUGACUUUAAUUAAAAUCAUUCACAUUACGAGUCAAAUUAAAUGUUAAAGUUAAAACACUGGAGCCCACAGAGACUUAAACUUCACCAAUAAGGUUCAUUUUUGGAUUAUGCUUCAAUUAAUUAUUUUACUGUAACAUAUUCCACAAUACCAUCUAGAUUUAUUGCAGCAUUUCUUAUCAAAAGUAUUACAGUUUUAUAUUAUCAAUAAUGAUAACAAAAACACUAUUAUUGCAGAUAUAAAGCUAUUAAAAACAGACAGAUGUCACUGUGUUUGCUGCGUUUGAAGCUCAAAAGCUUCGGAUCGUUUUCACCACGAAUAGAAAGCUGUUUUCACAACAAACGCAAAGUGAAUUUUCGCAUUGCGUGUUUUGCGCUCGACACAUCAUGUAAAUAUGUAGAAAACGCUUCAUCAAUCACAAAUGAAAUAACCACUAUUGCUGCUCUGUACAUGUUGAAAAGUCCCAGAUAAUCCAGUAAACUAAACGCCAUCAUGUCUGAGUCCAAAACAUCAUCCAGUGCAUCUAGCAAUUCACACAUCAGCUUGUUUCCUACAGCUGUAUGAGCACAAAACAAACAUUCCCUGUUGUGAUAAACAGAUAAAAGUGAUGCAGAAAUAACCACAUAAUAAUGGCGAUUUGUUUAAAGUCUGAUUUCAUGCUUUGUCAUGUUUCUCCACAAGACAACAAGCAAACAACUUUUAAAAUAUUAGUUUUUGGUCCGAUCAUUGCUAGACUACGCUAACAUCGUAGCUGCUCCAUCUAAGCAUAAAUUCUGCAACAAUUUGUACCAAUCGCGCUGCGCAUAAAGUUUUCCUUGCUGUUUGGUGUGAACCCAGCAUGCGGCCUCAUUCACCCAUCACUACCAGUUAGCUAACCUGCUAGCCUCAAUAAUUAUUUCUGCCUCCGGAUCACUUCUGCUUUUAAAUAUUAUUAUUUACCCGUGAACCCCUCAGUAAACCCUCUUGAGUUAUCGCCAUAGUAAAAGUCUAAACUCUUAAUUAAGAAGGAUGUUUUCUUUCACUUGUGUGUAAAGUUUGGGAUUAAUCAAAAUCAGCUGCUCUGCGACCCAAAACUAAGUGCCAAUAUUAUUUGUUUUUAAGUGUUUAAAUGGUUUGCUCCCUUUUAAAGAUAUGAUCUAACAAAGGGAAAUGUCAUCCCAAACUAGAUACUCACAUUUGAAAUCAUCUUUUUAAAGAGUUUAAGACGACACAGAACACACAAACACUCGUUUGGGGGGAAAAUGCCUUAAAGUGAAGCCUCUUAAAAAUAAUUUUAAAGCUCUUUGUGUUUCAUGUAAUUGAAACUGGACCAUUUUUUAUCUUGUAUUUACUUGCCAUAAGGUGAUUUUUAUGUGCACAACACUAUGUAUUGUCUUUAUUGUUUGUUUAUCUCCAGUUUAGGUAGCAUACGGUAACGGGUCAUUUUAUUUUCACUGUGUAACACUAAGAAGAUGUUUAACUGUUUCUGAUGAAGGGAAAGAUAAACAAAAAGUGCUUUAUAGAUUUAUUUUACUGACAGGAUUUGCACUUUCUGUGUCGAUUCUCAGGUAUCUUCUGUCUUAUAAGGAUUUAAAGGGAUGUUUGUUUACUUUUUACAGAUCGAUCGGACACAUUGAGGUGUGUGUUCUCAAUUUAUAAGUGUUAACUGAAGUAGAAACAUUUAGAAAUGAUUUCAAAUCGUCUUAUAACAUGAACUCAAACAUGGUCAGUCCAGGAUUCAUUUAGUUACUGCUUUUUAAUUGUUUUAUUAUUACAAUAUAUAGAGAAAAAAACAAUUUUGUAUGAUGAGAAGGUAGUCCUUGUAAAAUGUCUUAAAUCACGAUCAUGUGUUGUAAAUACUUCAUCAUAUACAGCGAUGCUCAAAUCUGAUAUUGUGUCGAGUUAUUAUUUCAUUAUUUAGCCAUCGGACCAUGUGGAGUUCAUUUAUUUCAGUUUGAGUGACGAGAGAAAAUCAAAUUCACCAACAUGUCUGUAACCUCUUUAAUUCACCUGGAUUAUUGAACACUUGUGCAGCUCCUUAUUAGUGAAGUAGUUAUGAAAAGCACACACACAUACUCACACACCAUCCCGUCACAUGACUUGAC